Penicillium brasilianum is the source of this 1533-nucleotide messenger RNA. NCBI's taxonomy places the organism in Eukaryota, Fungi, Ascomycota, Eurotiomycetes, Eurotiales, Aspergillaceae. The record is from the annotation of a GenBank genome assembly.
CAAGGGUCCACAAAAAUACGAAAGGUAGCUAUGACCGGCAACUUUCCCAUUAGGCCCCCCGAUUUCUCCAAUCAAUAUUCUCAUACAAGGAAGGAUCAAAUUUCCGAAGUGCCCAUUGGGCGGGUCUUGCUGACAGCGAUACCAUGUCUGACCCUCUCCGUCAUACUUAGUAGAAGAUGACUGGCUAUACUCACGAGAGCCCAAUUGUAUAGUCCCACCUGAGACAAUGUCUAGGAUGUCUCUUUCGGGGCUUGUAAGCAAUACUAGGACGAUAUUGUGGGUUCGUACAUCAGCUAUAACAAUCAAAAGGGACUCUGGCUGCCUCCGCUUUCGAGGGUUUUGUUUUCUGGAGCUUGAGCUUGAUUCCUCUUUGCUCGUGUGUUCAGCAUGUGGUCGUCGACGAAACGGCCUUGGCCAGUGGCCGCUCUCAUCUUCACAAUCUUUUGUUUCGCCUUGAUAUGGAUGUCAUCAUAUCGGCCAAGCUUUGGUCAUCCCGCCAGCUUGGGUUCAAGCGUUAGAUACGCCAGUAAUUCGACGCUGGGAUUCCAAAAGAUCUUCUACAUCAGUCUGCCGCAACGCCUAGACCGGCAUGAUGCAAUUACAUUGAUUAGCUCAAUGAGUGGAGUAUCGCCAACGCUCGAACCGGGAGUCAAUGGCACUUUAUUGCUCGAGAAGGCAUUGCCGGAAGGCAGCGGAAGUCUUCGACCGGAGCAGCUUGGAUGCUGGAGGGCACAUGCAAACGUCUGGAAACGAAUGUUAGACGAAAAUAUCGAGACUGCAAUGAUUGUCGAGGAUGAUGUUGACUGGGAUAUUCAUGUCCGCGACGUUUUCACCGAGUUGAGCCAUAAUCUUGCGCAGCAGACUUUGUUCCCAAGUUUGUCACCUCGUUCAAACCAAACGAUAGCUCCGUACGGUCUUGACUGGGACAUCUUGUACGUUGGCUCUGCGUGGGACAUUCCGAAUGAAGAAAAUCGUCCACCUCAUCUGCUCUAUCACGACCCGUUUGCGCCUACCCGAGAUCAAACCGGCGGCUCUUAUGUCAACGAGCUCGAGGGAUGGGGAGCGAAAGUGACAAACACGUCCCGACAUCGCUUAGUUGCUCCUUCUUGGUACCCCGUUUCCACGAUCGGAUACGCAGUCACCAAGAAAGGAGCUCAGAAACUUCUGUACAACCUUGGAUAUAAGGGAUUCGGGUCGCCAAUUGAUUUGGCCAUGAUAGAUCUCAUCAAAAAAGGCGUCGUGGACUCUUAUACCAUCAUACCGCCAAUCGUGACGCGGUUUCGGACGGGAGGAGCGAAAGAUAGCGACAUUGAUGAAGUCAAGCCGGAAGACGCUGAGGCCGAGCCGGGGUCUGAGAAUCUGAAUAUGAGCGCGAGGAAGGCAAUGGAAAGGCUUUCGAACAAAACAUCUUGAAUAUAAUGUUUAUCAUUUGCUAAUUGACUAUGUGCAAACACCACUGCAAAACAAUACCUACUGCCACGCAGUCUACGCAAGUAUCUCCAGUGAUAUAGGGAAAUGCACUUAACCUAGUGA